AUGUAUCUCGACUUCCACAAUCGCCUGGGACUGGGUUCCCUCCUUACGAUGGCCCUCUCGCUCGUCUCCCCGCGCGAGCGCACCCUCGUGAAGCAUGAGCCCGCCCUGCCUCCCUCAUACCCACUAGCCGUGCGCAAUCCCUACCUCUCAGCCUGGAUGCCCAGCGAUCAGGUCCAGACGCUUCCCUACGCCGAGCCCCAGUUCUGGGCCGGCCAGAGCUUGACCUGGUCGGUCAUGGCCCGUGUCGAUGGCCAGGCGUAUAGCUUGAUGAGCGUUAAGAACCCGGGCGACGGGAUUCGUCCUGCUGUUGUGCGCUCCGCGGAGUAUACCGCAUCGCAUUCGGUUUUUACAUUGUCGGCUGGUCCGGUUGUCUUCACGCUGGACUUCUUUUCGCCGGUUUCGCCGGCGAAUUAUUUGAGGCAGUCGCUGCCUUUUAGCUACUUGACUGUUACCGUUUCGGAGACAUUGGGCAAUGACAUCCAGAUAUUCUCCGCUAUAGAUGGCAGGUGGGCGGGAAGACCGCAACGGACAGCCCGCGGGUUUCAACACGCCAAUUCAACCGCCAUAUACUCUUUGGGCGUCAAGAAUGCGGUCCCAUACUCAGAGCACAACGAUAUGGCGACCUGGGGAGAUGCUAUCUUCGCCGCGCGCCCAAGCCGCACAUCCGAACUCUCCUUCUCGUCCGGAAACCGUGGCGACGUGCGCUCCGAAUUCGUUCGGUCUGGAAAACUGUCCGGAAAAAACGAUGCUUGGGUCCCCGGUGGCAUCGUGGCGCUGUCGCAUGUUCUCGGCACCGUCACGGGGAGCAAAUCAGUGAAUUUCGCGGUCGGUUAUGUGAGAGAAGCGGCUAUCAAUUAUCUGGGGAAACCCUAUACCGGAUACUAUCGAGCUGCGUAUCCCACCACGGCGGAGGCUCUCAACCACUUCCUGGACGACUACACGGAUGCGCUCUUGGAAUCGCGCGCACUCGACACGGAGAUGGCCACCCGAGCGGCGGCUGCGGCCGGUCCCAAGUAUGCGGACAUUGUCACGCUCUCCGCACGCCAGGCCUAUGGCGGCAUUGAUGUCACGAUUCCCGAUGACACGAAAGACCCUAGUGAUGUCCUGGCGUUUAUCAAGGAAUUGUCGAGUAACGGCAAUCUCAACACGGUGGACGUGAUCAUGCCCGCCUUCCCCAUCUACUACGUGAUGGACCCCAACUACAUCCGACUACUCCUCGAACCCAUGAUGCGGUAUCUCGCGGCGGGCCGCUGGCGGCAGCCGUACGUGAUCCACGACAUGGGCUCACACUAUCCCAACGCAAUCGGCCACGACAACCAAGUCGCCGAACCGAUGCCCAUCGAAGAGUGCGGCAACCUAAUGGUCCUGGCUCUGGCCUACGUGCGCGCCACGGGCGACACGGCGUGGGUCGAGCAAUACGGCGACCUCCUGCGGCCCUACGCAGACUACCUAGUCGACAACGGCGUCGACAUUGCCCUGCAGCUGUCAUCCAACGAUGCGGCGGGCCCCCUAGCCAACGAAACAAACCUAGCCAUCAAGGCAACCGUCGGUCUAAAGGCCUACGGUGCCCUAACCGGAGAGACAGAGUACUCUCGCAUCGCCGACGAACGGGCCAACCUCUUCUUCCACCAGGGACUAGGCACAGAUGACGCCCAGACGCAUUUCGUCCUGCAGUACCCCGACAGCCCGGACUCCUGGAAGACGCCGUACAAUAUCUUCCCCGACGUGCUGUUCGACCUGCGCACCUUCCCAGACGCAGCUCACCAGAUGAACGGCGCCUUCUUCCGCACCGUGCGCGCCGAGUACGGCGUGGCACUCGACCACCGCCAGGACUGGGCCAAGUCCGACUGGAACAUGUGGCUGGCGGCAACCCUGGAUGCGACGACACGCGAUGAGUUUGUGCAUGACCUGUGGGCGUACAUGACGAACGGCAAGCACACCUGGCCCUUCUCGGACCGCUAUGUGUCCACCUCGGCCAAGGGGGCUACCCCUGGCGUGCCGGUUCUAUGCCGGGCACGGCCCACGGGACCCAAAUCUCUCCAGUUGGCUGUCGCGAAGGCGCUGGAUGAGACGCCAGCAGCGACGGAGCCCCGUCCGCCUCACAACUUCGGUGCGCAAGGCUACUCGUCCCUCCCCAACGGUGCCACCAACCCUGUCCCCGGAGCGGUCCCUCUUCUUCCCAACAAUGGCCGGAUUAUUCAGAACGGCCCAACUAGAGUUUUGUGUAUUGCCGAUGUUCGCGGGAACCUGAAGUCUUUGAAUGAGUUGGCCAAGCAGGCCCGUGCUGAUCAUAUUAUUCACACUGGUGACUUUGGUUUCUAUGAUGAUACCUCGCUGGAUCGGAUUGCGGACAAGACCCUCAAACAUGUGGCCCAGUACUCUCCGCUGCUUCCUGAAAACGUGAAGCGCGCGAUUGCUCAGACCCCUCCCCAGCAGUCCAUCAAGCAACGGUUCACGCCGGACCAACUUCCCCUCUCGGAGCUUUCCAUGCUUCUCGACAAGCGGCUGACCCUCGACGUGCCCGUAUACACCGUGUGGGGUGCUUGUGAGGAUGUCAGAGUGUUGGAGAAGUUCCGCUCCGGGGAGUACAAGGUGGACAAGUUGCACAUCAUCGACGAGGCGAACUCGCGGUUGCUAGACAUCGGGGGUGUCAAGUUGCGCCUUCUCGGGUUGGGAGGUGCCGUCGUGAUGCACAAGCUCUUCGACAACGGUGAGGGGAAGACGACGAUCGCCGGUGGCCAGGGUACCAUGUGGACGACAUUACUGCAGAUGGGCGAGUUGAUCGAUACGGCGAACCGCGUCUACGACCCGUCCGAGACCCGCAUCUUCGUGACCCAUGCCUCGCCCGCGCGGGAAGGCAUGCUGAACCAGCUGUCGGUGACGCUCAAGGCCGAUUUCUCCGUCUCGGCCGGUCUGCAUUUCCGAUACGGCUCCUCCUACAACGAAUUCUCGGUCAACCCCUCGCUUGACCAUUACCGUGGCAAGCUCGCCGCGUCCAAGGCCUCUUUCCACGACGUGUGGGAGACGGUCCGGGGCGAGGUCGAGGCGGCCAUCUCUUCCAACGAAGCCCAGAAGACGCUCCUGGAUAACGCCCUCGACGUGGUCCACAAGAUGCCCACCGUCGCCAAUGGCGGGAACCCCUUCGGCGGUCCGUCGGCCGCUGGCAACGGCGCCGGCCAGGUCGACGAGAGCGCCUUCAAGAACAUGUGGAACUUCAACCUGGCGGAUGCCGCGUUUGGCUUCCUGGUGCUGGAGAUCGAGGGCGGUCGCAUCGCUACGGAGAUGCGCGCCCAGGGGUUCAACUUCUCCCACCGCAGCGGCAAGCCCUUGGCCCCCGGCGUCCCGGCCCCCGUGACGGGUGGUCCCCCGGCCGGCGUCUCGUCCCCCGCCAGCACCACGCGUGGGCCCCCGCAAUUUGGCCAAGCCCAGCCAGCCCGGGUCGCCCCGCCGGCCCAGCAGCCGCCCAAGGGUCAGGCCGGUGCCUCUCCCGCCCCCGUGAUCCCGAAGCCCGCCACGCCGCAGCCCGCGGCAUCAUCCGCCGCUCCCGGCUCCCCUGCCAAGUCCGCCGACGCCAACGGCACCGCCCAACAACCGGACAAGUCCGCCGAGUCUCCCGCAUCUCGCGGGGAGAAGAAGCUGACGAACGGUCUGUUUGUGUCCAACGUCGACAACGAGCAAGCCGUCCGGGAUAUCUUCCCCGAGGAGGAUCGGUCGAAGGUGGUGAAGGUGGAGAAAUGGGGCAAGUACAACCACGUUGUCACGUUCAAUACGGUCGAGGAGGCCAAGGCUGCGCUCGACCGCCAACCCACCGAGCAUAAAAAGCCGACGCCGCAGGGUCAGCCCCGCAAGCCCAACGUCAAGUUCUUCGAGGACCGGGGCGGCCACCGCGGCAACGCCGGCACCUGGCAAGGCAGCAACCGCGGCCCCAACCCGCAGCGCGGAUAUCAGAGCGGCGGUGCCAGUGACAGCGAGGGUGGCCGUGGGCGCGGUGGAUUUAGCGGACGCGGUCGGGGUCGCGGAGACCGGGGUGGUCGCGGCGGCGGGCGCGGGGGUCGCGGGGGAUUCACCAAGGGGUCCUCCGACUCCCCGGCACCGACGUCGACAUCCUCCGGCGGCGACAAGCCGGGUCCUUCGGGCGGCGACGCAGCCUGAGCCGGUGACUAUGACAGAUGGCAUGCUUGCUUCUUGUUGAUUUUCCCCCCGCCGUUUCUCCUUUCUUAAAACGCCCUAUCUUCUUCGUUUUCCCUUCUAUUUUUGUAUCGAAAUCUCUCUUUCUCUUUUCUUACAGGGCUUCGUUAAAUUCCCAGCACGUGUUUCAAUUACCACGAAUAUUCUAAUUUUUAUUUGUUGUGCUAUUUCCAACACCGUAUCUUCUGUGUCUCUUUUCUCUGACCCUCUGUCUAACUACUACUCCGUUGUUCUUUUUUUUUUAUCUUGCAGCGAGAUUUAUGCUUUUGUUCUCCGCAGUAGUCAGUGAGUCAGUCUUCUUGGGACUGUCUAUCGGACGGUCGACAGACGGGUACGCCUUACACCUUACACUUCUUUGUAUGGUAUGAUAUGGGAUGAAGUGAGAUGAGACGAGCAUCAGAUGGCUCGAAGGGGGGAAGAAGAAGAUGAGACGGAUUAAGAAAAUAAACU
Molecule: messenger RNA, 4638 nt
Organism: Aspergillus candidus
Lineage: Eukaryota; Fungi; Ascomycota; Eurotiomycetes; Eurotiales; Aspergillaceae
Exons: 6
Coding region: 1-4152 (1383 amino acids)
Source: RefSeq, a predicted model, not a curated record